This is a messenger RNA of Carcharodon carcharias (great white shark), 2361 nucleotides long. RefSeq names its product septin-7-like. Bases 150 to 1448 code for a protein of 432 amino acids. Gene Ontology annotation, molecular function: GTP binding; GTPase activity; molecular adaptor activity. Gene Ontology annotation, cellular component: septin ring; cell division site; microtubule cytoskeleton. The transcript has 13 exons. The record is from RefSeq and is a predicted model, not a curated record. Gene Ontology annotation, biological process: cytoskeleton-dependent cytokinesis; cilium assembly. NCBI's taxonomy places the organism in Eukaryota, Metazoa, Chordata, Chondrichthyes, Lamniformes, Lamnidae.
CCGGGGGGUGGGUGGAGUUUAGGCGGGCGCGCACGCGUAGGCUGUGGUGAAAAUCGGGGCGCUCUGGGCGGGUUUACGGUUCUGGCACUCAGACCGAGCGGAGCCCGAGUCUCACCGGGAGCGGCCGGAGACACCAGGGGACAGAAAGAAUGAUCGAGCGGCCCGAUCCGAAUGCGGGCGGCGGAGGAGGCCCGCAUGCCCGUUCCCUGGAGGGAUAUGUGGGAUUUGCAAACCUCCCAAAUCAAGUGUACCGCAAGUCAGUGAAACGGGGAUUUGAGUUCACGCUAAUGGUUGUGGGGGAGUCAGGACUCGGCAAAUCAACAUUGAUCAAUUCACUCUUCCUGUCAGACCUGUAUUCCAAGGAAUACCCCGGGCCCUCGCUCAGGAUCAAGAAAACUGUACAGGUUGAGCAGGUAAAGGUUCUGGUUAAAGAAGGUGGUGUACAGCUCACACUGACCAUCGUUGACACCCCAGGGUUCGGAGAUGCAGUGGACAACAGUAACUGUUGGCAGCCGGUCAUAAACUACAUUGACAGCAAGUUUGAGGAUUUCCUAAACUCUGAGUCCCGAGUGAACCGGCGGCAAAUGGCAGACACACGUGUGCACUGCUGCCUGUAUUUCAUCGCUCCGUCAGGACAUGGGCUGAAGCCUUUGGACAUCGAGUUCAUGAAACGUUUACACGACAAGGUGAACAUUAUUCCACUCAUUGCUAAAGCAGACACGCUCACCCCUGAGGAAUGCCAACACUUCAAAAAGCUGAUAAUGAAAGAGAUCAAGGAGCAGAAGAUUAAGAUUUAUGAAUUUCCAGGUACAGAAGAUGAAGAGGAUAAUAAGUUGGUGAAAAAAUUUAAGGACCAUGUACCGCUGGCAGUUGUUGGAAGCACCUUUGUCUUUGAGGUCAGUGGGAGGAAGGUUAGAGGUCGUCAAUAUCCAUGGGGAGUGGCAGAAGUUGAAAAUGGCGAGCAUUGCGACUUCUCCCUUUUACGUAACAUGCUGAUCAGGACACACAUGCAGGAUCUGAAGGAUAUUACGAAUAACGUCCAUUAUGAGAACUACCGGAGUCGGAAGCUGGCAGCAGUGACUGGCAAUGGGGUGGAUACCAGCAAGACUAAAGGACCCCUCACCAGGAGUCCUUUAGCAGAAAUGGAGGAAGAGCGUCGAGAGCAUGUGGCCAAGAUGAAGAAGAUGGAGACGGAGAUGGAGCAGGUCUUUGAGAUGAAGGUUAAAGAAAAGAAGCAGAAACUGAAGGACUCGGAGAAUGAGCUGCAGCGCCGACACGAGCAGAUGAAGAAGAAUCUGGAGGCUCAAUACAAGGAGCUGGAGGAGAAACGGAAACAGUUUGAGGAGGAGAAAGCAUCAUGGGAAAUGGAGCAACGUUUGUUGGAGCAGCAGAGGCUGGAUACCUCAAAAACGAUGGAAAAAAACAAGAAGAAAGGGAAGAUUUUCUGAGGAUGUUUAUUAUUGUACGAAAGUUUCUGGCUGACAUCAUUGUCCAUCCUGCAGCUUCUGGACGUCAAUAAAAGCCGCUCAUCACACAUUUACUGAACUGCGUUUGUACCACAGCACUGCUGAUCAAACGAUAAAUCUACAUAGGAUCCAGGCAUUGAGCUCCUUCUCAAUGAGCCUCUUAUUGCAGCAUUUUAGACUCGUAGUAACCAUGAGUCACACAGGGUAAGGGAAGCUUCCUUAUGGCUGCCAACACUGCAAUGCUCUUUCCCUUGACCUCCCUCUGAUUAAAGGGUAAACCAUCAACUUCCCAAUCCCUGUCUGCUUGGUGUGCUUAGAAACAUAUCCUUGCAUGCUUCCCACUCGUAAGACAAGUCUCAAUUCAUCCAGACUAAAUCCCCGGGCAACUCCAGCCAUUUCUUUUCUCUAAAUAGCAUUUGGCCAAGUCCUGAUCUUGUUGGAGUUUGAAUUAUUCCUGUCUUCGGGGGAUGUCUUCUGUGAGGGCCUGGACUCUGCAAGUUUUCAUCAGUCCUGAUGAGGAUUUGGACAGCCUGCAGUGCAUGGUUAGAUCACUGAGUUAUUACUGAGGGAGUGGGGAGCCCAUCCAGCCACCGUGCUCAUACUGAUCAUUCCACAGAACAAAGCUGAUCCAUUCCUGUUUGUAAGUGUUUAGUGAGUAGGUUACACAAUAGGUUCGAGAUUUGUGCACUCCCAGUCAAGUGACGGAGAAUUCCUAUCUCCUAAUAAUUUUCUAUUUAUGUAUGUAGUUCACCUCUUGUUUACCAGUGACAUUGCAACAGUUUAGAAGUUUUGCAUGAUUCUUGUUCUCCAACUGCUGCUCGGACCUCCUGCUGUUCUAUUGUUUGCUUUUAUAUAAAAUUAAACUGCGGCCAAUGAUGUGGUUUAUCUCUCACAA